Messenger RNA from Chrysemys picta bellii (western painted turtle), 757 nucleotides. The record is from RefSeq and is a predicted model, not a curated record. NCBI's taxonomy places the organism in Eukaryota, Metazoa, Chordata, Testudines, Emydidae.
CCGCUAAAAGUCGGGUCCCGCCUUCUUCUUACGUCCUCUCUUGCAUUGCGGGGUGGGAGCUCGCAGACGUCAUUAAAAAGCGCCGGAAAUGUCCCGCUGUGAGGCGGUUGUGGGCCCUGUCACGUGAUGGCAGUGGCAGCUCUGUAAGCCCGUGUCGUUAGCUGUAGCGGCGCGUUGUUUUGACGUAGUAGGGGUCGGUUGAGGGAACAGGGGGGCCUGGCCGCUGCCAUGACCAUCUGCCACUUCUUCCUGCAGGGCCGCUGCCGCUUCGGCGAGAAGUGCUGGAACGAACAUCCCCGCGGCGGGGGGCGCUCGGGCCCGGCCGCGCCGCCCUCCCAGGGUACUGGCAGAGGAGGAUGGGGUGCCCAUAACCAGAGAUACACCAAUGUUGUCCAGCCUUCUAAUUUCUCUAAACCCACUACAUGGGGUGGCAGCAGAGAUGACGGAAAGGCAUUUUUUGGACCCUCUAUUGACUCUGGAGGUGGCAAUAAAAGUUCAGGAUUUUCUCAAAACAGAUUCUCUGCAUUAAGCUCUGAGCAAAAUAUUGGCAAUAGCUACAGAGAUGAAGAGGAGAAGCUUCUCGAAGGCAUAAUAAAGGACAUGGAAGUCUGGGAAUCUUCAGGACAGUGGAUGUUCUCCUGUUAUUCACCUAUGAAAGAAAAACCGAACAUCUCAGGUAGUAACUUCCCUAGUGUCAUCAUACACUUAUUACCAAGAAUGUUUCUCUCAAGGUGUUGCAUUAUAUUUAUUUUAGGGU